This is a messenger RNA of Ostreococcus lucimarinus CCE9901, 2034 nucleotides long. RefSeq lists its product with no specific name. The record is from RefSeq and is a predicted model, not a curated record. The transcript is spliced from 2 exons. Gene Ontology annotation, cellular component: cytoplasm; mitochondrion. Gene Ontology annotation, molecular function: glycine-tRNA ligase activity; ATP binding. The coding region runs from base 1 to 2034 and encodes 677 amino acids. Lineage: Eukaryota; Viridiplantae; Chlorophyta; Mamiellophyceae; Mamiellales; Bathycoccaceae. Gene Ontology annotation, biological process: mitochondrial glycyl-tRNA aminoacylation.
AUGGACGCCCUGGAGCAAAAGCAAGAGGAGGUGAACGCGGCGGGCGCGCAGGUGCGCGCGCUCAAGGCGCAAAACGCCGACGCGGAUGCGAUCGCAGCCGCCAUCGCCGAGCUGAAGCGACUGAAAGUCGAUCUGGAGAAGGACCUGAACGCGCUCAAGGAGGCGGGGAACGCCGAGGCGAAAGCGAAGGAAGAGUUCCGCGCGAAACUCGGGCAGUUGCUCGAGGGCCGGCUGUUUUAUAUUCCGUCGUUUAAGAUUUACGGCGGCGUGGCGGGGUUGUACGACUACGGGCCGCCGGGGUGCGCGGUGAAAUCGAACGUGCAGCAGUUUUGGAGGCAACAUUUCGUGCUCGAGGAGAGCAUGUUGGAGGUGGAGUGCCCGGCGGUGACGCCGGAACCAGUGCUGAGGGCUUCGGGGCACGUCGAAAAGUUCACUGAUCUCAUGGUGAACGAUGUCGUGACAAAAGAUUGCUUCCGCGCCGAUCACUUGCUCGAAGAAGUGGUGGAGGAGCUGUUGCGUGACCCGAUGUUGAAGGCCGACCGCAGACGCGAGUUGGAAGAUUUGCAAGCGUGCAUCGACGAGCUCAACGUUGAACAAAUGUCUGCGGCGCUCAAGGACACCAACACCAAGGCACCGGUCACAGGCAACGAUUUGAGCGAGCCGUAUCCGUUUAACUUGAUGUUCCCGACGCAAAUUGGUCCGUCCGGGGCGGUAAAGGGUUUCUUGCGCCCCGAAACCGCGCAGGGCAUCUUUGUCAACUUUAGAGAUUUGCUCUACUACAACGGUGGCAAGCUCCCGUUUGCCGCGGCGCAGAUUGGUCAAAGCUUCCGUAAUGAGAUCGCACCGCGCGCUGGAUUGUUGCGCGUGCGUGAGUUUACGCAAGCGGAAAUCGAGCACUUUGUGCAUCCGGAGCACAAGGAGCACCCACGAUUUGCCGAAGUUGCGGACACCGUUCUCAGUCUCUUUAGCCAGGACGCACAGCUGGGUGAGGUGAAGAAGCCGUUCCCGAUGACUGUGGGCGAGGCCGUGAGCAAGGGCAUCAUCGCGAACGAAACUUUGGGUUAUUUCAUUGCUCGAUGCCACUUGUUCCUUGUUCAAAUUGGCAUCGACACCAAUCGUCUUCGCUUCCGUCAACACCUGAAGCACGAGAUGGCGCACUACGCCGCCGAUUGCUGGGACGCUGAAAUUCAGUGUUCGUACGGUUGGAUUGAGUGCGUCGGGCUCGCCGAUCGUUCGGCGUUCGAUCUCAAGGCGCACUCGGACAAGUCUAAGGUGGAUUUGGUGGCGUACGAACGCUUCGACAAGCCGAUCGAAGAGACGGUCGUGGAGAUCACGCCGAACAAAAAGGUGCUCGGCAAGGCUUUCAAGAAAGACGCGAAGCCCGUCACGGAUGCGCUCCUUGCGUUGAGUGAAGCUGAUGCUUUUGCUUUGCAAGACGCGUGCGCGGCGAAUGGUUCGGCUCCGCUUCAAACAGAGAACGGUGAGCAACAGAUCGCGGCUGACAUGUUCACCGUGGAAAAAGUCACGAAGACGGUGAACGGGCGCAACUACACUCCGUCCGUCAUCGAGCCAUCCUUCGGUAUCGGCCGCAUCAUGUACUGCAUGUUCGAGCACGCCUUUUACAUUCGUCCGGAUGACGAACAGAAAACCGUGCUCCGCCUCACCCCGGUCGUCGCGCCGAUCAAGACCACCAUCUUCCCGCUCGUGAACGAUGACAAAUUGAACGCCAUUGCAGCCGAAAUGAACAAGAUGUUGACCACGAACGGUAUCAGCGCCAAGCUCGACGCCACCGCGAUUUCCGUCGGCAAGCGAUACGCGCGCACCGACGAGCUCGGCGUCCCGUUCGCCGUCACCGUCGAUCACAGAUCCGUCACCGAGAACACCGUCACCGUUCGCGAGCGCGAUUCGUGCGGUCAAGUUCGCGUGCCGAUUCCCGAAGUUCCUGGCCUUCUCGGUCGGUUGUGCAAGAUGACCGUCGACUGGGAAACCGCCACAGCGGGCUUCGAAAAGCAAGCCACCGCGGCGGACGAGUAA